Molecule: messenger RNA, 651 nt
Organism: Seminavis robusta
Lineage: Eukaryota; Bacillariophyta; Bacillariophyceae; Naviculales; Naviculaceae
Source: the annotation of a GenBank genome assembly
AUGAGUACCGGCAAUAAUCCCUCCUUGUGGAACGAUGUAAAGGCAGCCGCCAAGGUCGCCGGCAAGAAAGCGAAUGUGGCAGCCCAAAAAGCCAAGAUUCACGCCGAAUUGGUGAUUGUCAAGAACAAGAUCAAGACGCGCAAACACCAAUUUGGAAUUGAAUUGUACGACUUUUUGGUUCCCUUUGCCGAGAAGGAUCCUUCGUUUAUAAUAGAAAGCGAUACACUCACGCACAUCCAAGGACUCUUUGUCACGGCAUUCAAAGACAACAAAGCGCUGCUGCAGAAAAAGGCCGCCAAAGAACAAGACCUCAAUCGAGCGUACGAGAAACGCGCCAUGGCAUUUCCCGUACCCGCAGAGACCAUUAGUGAAAAAGUCGUCAAUGCCGGAAAGAGUGCCAAAAUGGCCGGAAAUGAAACGGCACUCAAAACAAAAAUGAACAUGUACGAAAUGGAAAUGAACGAAAACAAGAAAAAUUUUGGUGUGCAAGCGUAUGGGUUACUAGUCCAAUUAGAAGACAAUUCCAAAUGGUUGCCCACCGAUAGAGAUGUACGCUUCUUUUACGAUCAAGCCAGACGAGAAAUCAUGCAAAUGGAACAAGAACGAGCCAACAAAGAAGCUGAUCUGGGUGUACUGGGAUUGCAGGUAUGA